Molecule: messenger RNA, 2040 nt
Organism: Phalacrocorax carbo (great cormorant)
Lineage: Eukaryota; Metazoa; Chordata; Aves; Suliformes; Phalacrocoracidae
Source: RefSeq, a predicted model, not a curated record
UGUAGUUUUGGAACUGCAAAAUCUCACAUAUCUGACACAGAUCAAGUUAAUUCCUCAACUCUCUGCUCUUCUGAAAAAGGAACUGCUUUUGCGGGGUGGGAACGAUGACAGGGGCAAAAAGGAAAAGUGCAGCCUGGAGGAAGAUCCAGGCUGUUCGCUUUGAAGAUAUCAAAGUCUGGUGUAUGAGAAGGCUGCCCAUCUUGAACUGGGUGCCUGUCUACAACUGGAAAGAAAAUUUGAUUCCUGAUACAAUUUCUGGGAUGAUGCUAGCCAUCCAACAGGUGACUCAAGGGCUGGCCUUUGCGGUUCUGUCUUCAGUCCAUCCAGUUUUUGGUUUAUAUGGCUCUUUCUUUCCUGUCAUUAUUUAUGCCAUAUUUGGAAUGGGACAUCAUGUUGCGACAGGAACUUUUGCUUUAACUUCCUUAAUAUCUGCCAACGCAGUUGAGCGCCUUGUUCCUUCGGUCACCAUGAAUUUCACUACAAACAAUAAUUCAGGAUUUUUGGGCCUAUCGGAGUUUGAAAUGCAGAGGAUUGGAGUUGCAGCAGCAGUUUCAUUUCUAGGAGGAAUCAUUCAGGUAGCGAUGUUUAUGCUGCAGCUGGGCAGUGCCACUUUCUUGUUAACAGAACCAGUGAUAAGUGCGAUGACAACAGGAGCAGCUACACACGUUGUGACUUCACAAGUCAAGUAUCUGUUGGGAAUGAAAAUGCCGUAUAUAUCGGGGCCGCUGGGAUUUUUUCAUAUUUAUGCCUAUGUGUUUGAGAAUAUCAGAUCAGUUCAGUUGGAGGCUUUACUUCUCUCCUUGCUGAGCAUUGUGGUGCUUGUUCUUGUUAAAGAACUGAAUGAGAAAUUUCAAAGAAACAUUAAAAUUGUUCUUCCCAUCGAUCUAGUCUUGAUAAUUGCUACAUCCGUUGCCUGCUACUAUGCUGAUAUGGAAUACGUCUAUGGGCUGGAAGUUGUGGGACAUAUUCCUGAAGGGUUACCAUCACCAAAAACACCACCCAUGAACAUCCUGCCCGAAGUAGUCACUGAAGCUUUUGGAGUAGCACUGGUUGGUUAUGUAGCAUCACUAGCUCUUGCCAAAGCCUCUGCUAAAAAGUUUAAAUACACUGUGGAUGACAACCAGGAAUUUCUGGCUCAUGGCCUCAGCAACGUGAUUCCUUCAUUUUUCUUUUGCAUACCAAGUGCUGCAGCGAUGGGACGGACAACACUUUUAUACAGUACAGGUGCCAAAACACAGGUGGCUUGCCUUAUCUCUUCUGUAUUAAUUCUUGUAGUGAUCUAUGCAAUUGGACCUAUGCUGUACUGGCUGCCUAUGUGUGUGCUAGCAAGCAUUAUUGUUGUGGGCUUGAAGGGGAUGUUAAUGCAGUUCCGUGACCUAAAAAAAUAUUGGAAUGUGGAUAAAAUAGACUGGAGCAUAUGGGUUAGUACCUACGUGUUUACAAUAUGCUUUGCUGCUAACGUGGGACUGUUGUAUGGCAUUGUCUGCACUAUAGUAGUUGUGAUUUUCCGCUUUCCCAGAGCAAAGACACUGAACUUGAAAAAUGUGAAAGAAGUGGAAUAUAAAUACAAAACAGAAGAUAAUUGUGAAUUAUUAAAACAGGUAAAGAUUGUUUCAGUCUGCAACCCAUUAGUCUUUCUGAAUGCCAGGAAAUUUCAUGCUGACCUGAUAAAGAUAAUCCAGAAGGAUAGCACGAGCAGCCAGGCAUGUGAAGAUGUAAACAAGUGUGAGCAGAACACAUUGCUCUGUUCAUUUCCCAAUGGGACUUGUCAUGGUGAGUCAUUGCAGUUAUGUCAUGGUGAGCGAUGUGUUUUGGUAUUAGACUGCAGUGGACUGAAUUUCUUUGACUACACUGGAGUCUCGGUGCUGCUUCAGAUUUACAUGGACUGUAACAGACACAUCGAUGUGUUGCUAGCACACUGCAAAGCUUCCUUGAUAAAAGCAAUGCAGUACGGUGGAAAUCAAUCUGAAAAUCCUGUCUUCUUUGAAUCUAUUUCUUCGGCAAUCGAUGCCAUUCAGAUUCACAGGGUAGAGACUUAAA